Daldinia caldariorum is the source of this 1648-nucleotide messenger RNA. RefSeq names its product ferredoxin reductase-like protein. Lineage: Eukaryota; Fungi; Ascomycota; Sordariomycetes; Xylariales; Hypoxylaceae. Gene Ontology annotation, cellular component: endoplasmic reticulum. Gene Ontology annotation, molecular function: oxidoreductase activity. The transcript is spliced from 4 exons. The record is from RefSeq and is a predicted model, not a curated record. Bases 236 to 1171 code for a protein of 311 amino acids.
CCCGAAUCCCCCGAAUUUAGGAGAUUAAAAAAAUUAGAGGGCAGAUCCAAGGGUGUCAACUCCGACAUCCACAACGAUAUAAGCUGCAGCUCAGCAGAAUUCACCUCCGUUCCCCCCUCAUCCUCUCUUGCGGGAGUAGGUUUGUUUAAGUUGCUAGCAGGCAAGAUAUUUCUUCAAGGAGCGCAGUUCCGCUACAAUUUAUACGCAAAUAAACAGGCGGCAACUGAAAGCCACAAUGGCGACGCCAGUUCCGUUAUCUUCCAAAGCCUACAUCGACGGGAUAUAUAUCCCUGCCGGUCUACUAGUGCUUGGAACAUUCAUUGUCAAAAAGGAAUGGACGCCUGCUGCAGCUCUUGUUGCAAUUGCUCUAGGAUUCCUGAAAUACUUCCGCUCGUUACCCAAGAAGAUCUUGAAGCCAGAUGUAUUCCAGGAAUUCGAAUUGAAAGAAAAGACAAUUAUUUCCCACAAUGUCGCCAUUUACCGAUUUUCCUUGCCCGCUCCGACUUCCAUCCUCGGUCUUCCAAUUGGUCAACACAUCUCAAUUGGUGCUGUCCUCCCGCAACCCGAUGGUUCUACUAAAGAGAUUGUGCGAUCUUAUACGCCAAUUUCUGGCGACCACCAGCCUGGUUACUUCGACCUCCUCAUUAAGUCGUACCCGACAGGUAACAUCUCGAAGCACAUGGCAUCACUAGCCGUGGGCCAGACGAUCCGUGUAAGGGGACCUAAGGGCGCUUUCGUUUAUACUCCUAACAUGGUCCGUCAUUUCGGAAUGGUUGCCGGUGGUACUGGUAUCACUCCCAUGCUCCAAGUUGUGAGGGCCAUUAUUCGAGGACGACCCACGGGUGAUCGAACGCAGGUGGACUUGAUCUUCGCCAACGUAACCGAACAAGAUAUCCUACUAAAGGAAGAUCUCGAUGCUCUGGCCAAAGAGGACUCAGGUUUCAGAGUUCACUAUGUUCUCGACAAGCCUCCUGAGGGAUGGACCGGUGGCGUUGGAUUCGUCACUGCUGAUAUGGUUGAUAAAUGGUUACCGAAGCCUGCUCCUGAUGUUAAGAUACUGCUCUGCGGUCCACCUCCCAUGGUCGGUGGGUUAAAGAAGGCAGCCGAGAGUCUCGGUUUCCAGAAGGCUCGUCCCGUCAGCAAGCUGGAAGACCAAGUCUUUGCUUUCUAGAUAGAGUAUUAGACAUGGUCACUACCUAUCUUCUACUGAUGAUAGUUGCUAGAUAAUCUGCGUGGGUUAUCUGGCUUCCAAUUCUCGGGAAGCUAAUAUUCUAGAAAAGGGGGAAUAAGCGUCUAUCUUAAUUGGUUCAUAAUACCUUUUUAGAUAAAUGAAUCCACAACAAAUAACCUGCUUGUAAAAUUAAGGGACCCCACGUGAAUAUGGCUCGUAUUAGGUUGUAGAAUGUCGUUCUGACAUUGAUCAUGUGAGUAUCUAACCUUCCCAAAGAUGGCGUCCAAACUCUUUUUGCUCCGGUAGUGAUUUUUAACUAGGCUGACUUGGAGACAUUAGGUAAUCAGGUAGAUAUAGGUUGUUUGAGGCUAGCGUUUAUUUCUAGUUACGGUGUUUAGUUCAACUAUAUGGCACUCAUGCUUCCUUUAUUUUGUGUAGCGCUAACUCAUCCAUCUAUGGAGGCUGGAAAAUGCGUAU